UAGUACAUUUAUUAGUUCUAAAUAUAUCCUACGAGUCCAAAGCACUUCCUAGAAAUGGGUGAAAAAUUACCAUUCUUAAAGUAGCAUUGAAAAUUGAAAAACUCAUCCAUCUUGAGUUCUUCAAUUCAUUCGAGAUUUAAUCCAUAAACGGAAUAAUUAGAAACGUAGACACGUCAGUCAUCUUCAAUCUAUACUAAUAGUAAUAUUGGUCCAAACGAAUCAAAAUCGAUUCGGGUCAAACAUGGAUCGGUCUUCAUCGGAGAAGAAUCUCAUACUCGUCAACCGCGAACCGAACGGCAUCGCGGUGAUUACGAUCAACCGUCCCGACGCUCUCAACUCGCUGACUCGGGCGAUGAACGUGGACAUGGCUCAGGCUUUCAAGAGCCUGGACCGGGACGAAUCCGUUCGGGUGAUUAUAUUAACCGGAUCGGGUCGAUCAUUCUGUGCCGGCGUUGAUCUCACCGCGGCGGAGGAUGUUUUCAAGGGCGAUGUUAAGGAUCCGGAGAGUGAUCCGGUCGUGCAAAUGGAGCGGUGCCGUAAACCGAUAAUCGGUGCUAUUAAAGGAUUUGCAGUCACCGCUGGUUUCGAGAUUGCGCUGGCUUGUGAUAUUUUGGUUGCUGCUAAGGGAGCCAAAUUCAUGGACACUCAUGCUAGAUUUGGGAUAUUCCCGUCGUGGGGCUUGUCUCAGAAGCUUUCGCGCAUUAUAGGAGUAAAUAAAGCCCGGGAGGUUUCGCUUACGGCCACACCUUUGACUGCAGAGGUGGCUGAAAAGUUGGGUUUUGUGAACCAUGUUGUUGAGGAGGGUGAAUUGAUGAAGAAAAGCAAAGAAAUUGCAGAAGCUAUUGUGAAAAAUAACCAAGACUUGGUGUUGAAGUACAAGUCAGUGAUAAAUGAUGGCAUUAAGCUUGAUCUUGGCCAUGCUCUUUCUCUUGAAAAGGAGAGGGGCCAUGACUAUUAUAAUGGAAUGACCAAGGAGCAAUUCAAGAAAAUGCAGGAAUUCAUAGCAGGAAGAAGUUCCAAAAAACAGUCCAAACUAUAGGUCCCAAACUGUAAAGUUACAUGUGUUGCUUCUCAUAAAAACCAACACACGUUGUUUAUCAUAAUGAAUUAGAAUUAUAUCCCCUGAUAAAAGUUCCUUAAUAUCAAAUUAAAUAUCUUUAA
Messenger RNA from Lathyrus oleraceus (garden pea), 1161 nucleotides. Its product is annotated as probable enoyl-CoA hydratase 1, peroxisomal. Gene Ontology annotation, cellular component: peroxisome. The coding region runs from base 242 to 1039 and encodes 265 amino acids. The transcript is spliced from 3 exons. The record is from RefSeq and is a predicted model, not a curated record. Lineage: Eukaryota; Viridiplantae; Streptophyta; Magnoliopsida; Fabales; Fabaceae.